Molecule: messenger RNA, 1581 nt
Organism: Naegleria lovaniensis
Lineage: Eukaryota; Heterolobosea; Eutetramitea; Acrasida; Naegleriidae
Exons: 3
Coding region: 1-1581 (526 amino acids)
Biological process (GO): intracellular protein transport
Cellular component (GO): SNARE complex; vacuolar membrane
Molecular function (GO): syntaxin binding; soluble NSF attachment protein activity
Source: RefSeq, a predicted model, not a curated record
AUGUCUCAAAAACUACAGGAAGCCGAAAAUCUCGAGAAGGAAGCAAAAAAGUUAUCUGAGAGAAGUGUAUUCAGAUGGAGCCCCGAUUGGGAUGGAGCUGCUUCAAAAUAUGAAAAGGCUGCUAUUGCCUACAAGAAUUUAGGAAAGGAAAACAAAGCUGUUGAUUGUUAUGUCAGUGCUGGUUAUUGUCAUGAAAAGAACAAAAUUCUCUAUUCUGCCGGAAGAUGCUACGAAUCGGCAGCCAACAUUUAUCAAACGUCCAUCAAAGACUUUAUCAGUGCAUUAAAAAAUUAUAAAGAUGCUGCACGAGUCUACUCCGAUGAUGGAAAGAACGAUCGUGCUGCUGAGGUACUUGUGAAAGCUGCCAAAGCAAUGGAAAAAGAACCAGGUGGAUUGGAACAAUGUUUUGAAUUAUUUAAGGAAGGAAUUGAAAUGUCUUGUCUCAAUGGAAAGUAUCACAACACGACCGACUUGUUGCGUCAAUAUAAUACCAUGUUGAUCAAGUAUAAGAGAUUUGAUGAUGCAAUCAAGAAUUGUGAAACACAGCUCAUUGCUUAUCAAAAUUUGAAUCAAGCCGAUAAUUUGAGAAAGACCAUGCUGUCCAUCAUUGUUUUGUAUCUCAGAAAUGAUGACCCAGUCGCUGCCGAGAAUGCUCUAACAAGAUUUACCAAUGAAAGUGGAGCUGCUAAUUUUUCAAAUAGCGACGAAGGUGAUUUGGCAGUAUCUUUUGUGAGUGCCUUCCAAAAUAGAGAUGAAAAAUUAUUAGAGUCCACUCGACAAAAUUCUUUAUUGAAAUACCUCGAAGGACCCUUUGCCAAAAUAGCCAUGACAUUGUCAUUGAACCCUCUCUUUGACACAACACCACAAGUGAAAAAAGAGAAACCUAAAAAGAUCUCAACACCCAAUGCACCAGGUGAAGGAACUGCAAUGGCGAACAGCAAGAAGAACAUUGCUAGUAAAAAAGCCUCACUCUUCGCUGUGGAUGAUGACGAGGAAGAAGACGAUGGUGACAACAAGAAACGAUCAAACAGACCUACAAAUACAUUCCUAAGCACUGGAUCAAAGGCUUCUGCAAACAAACCAAAAACAGCAUUUCAACCAUUACCUUCAAAGGAAGAAAUGGAAGAACUCAAACGAAGACAACAGGAAGCCUAUGAAGAAAGACAACGUCAACGACGAAAUGGAGAACUUAACGAAGAAGAUGAUGAAGAUUUGGGAGAUGACGACGAUGACGAUGAUUUGGAGUUGACUGGAGCUUCAAAAUCAAAAACUCCAACAGCAAGCAGUAGUAGCAGCACAAACGUGAAAGCAUCAUCCUCUACUUCAACACCUACUACAACAAAAACACCAACUGUACCCAUGCAACCCACUCAACCUUCACACCCAUCAUCUCAAACAAAUAAUGAAGAUGAAGACGAUAUUCAAUAUGUGUCAACAAAACACAGUGAAGCAAUUGAUGAAUAUUUCAAUGACGAUAAUGAUUACCAAAAACCUCCUUCAACUAUUAAGCCACGUCACGAGGAUGAUGAGGACGAAGAUGAGGACGGAGGCGAUGUCUUUGACCCUAAUGAUUUAACUUAA